Messenger RNA from Lethenteron reissneri (Far Eastern brook lamprey), 3471 nucleotides. It is a transcript of the gene VPS51, whose product is annotated as VPS51 subunit of GARP complex. Gene Ontology annotation, biological process: Golgi vesicle transport; Golgi organization; endocytic recycling. Gene Ontology annotation, cellular component: membrane; GARP complex; EARP complex. The record is from RefSeq and is a predicted model, not a curated record. NCBI's taxonomy places the organism in Eukaryota, Metazoa, Chordata, Hyperoartia, Petromyzontiformes, Petromyzontidae.
UCGGCUUCCGGGUGGGGCCCGAGCCGGGAAGACGUCGCCACCUCCACCACCUCUUCCACCUCCUCCAUCACCUCCACCACCACCUCCUCCAUCACCUCCUCCAUCACCUCCACCACCACCUCCUCCACCACCUCCUCCACCACCUCCACUCCUCCAUCACCUCCACCACCACCUCCUCCACCACCUCCUCCACCACCUCCUCCACCACCACCUCUUCCACCUCCUCCACCACCACCUUCACCACCACCACCACCUCUUCCACCUCCUCCAUCACCUCCACCACCACCUCCUCCAUCACCUCCUCCAUCACCUCCACCACCACCUCCUCCACCACCUCCUCCACCACCUCCACCACCACCUCCACCUCCUCCUCCACCUCCUCCACCACCACCUCGUCUCUCUCCUCAUGGCCGCGUCACCUGCCGACGCCGCGGGCGAGCAGGGCGCGGCGAGGCGGCGCGCCGCCCACGGGAUGCUGCAGCGCUACUACGGCAUGGGCGGCCCAGAGGCCCCGGGCGUGGCGGGCACCCAGACCCCCGAGAGCCGCGGGCCCUGCGACAUCGACGGCGCUGACUUCGACCCCGAGAUCUACCUGGGGCAGCUGCGGAAAGAUUGCAGCCUCCCCGAUCUGAUGAGCCGGGAGGCCGACAUGGUGCGGCAGAUCCGAGCCCUGGACAGCGACAUGCAGACGCUCGUCUACGAAAACUACAACAAGUUCAUCUCUGCCACAGACACAAUUCGCAAAAUGAAGAACGAUUUUAAGAAGAUGGAGGAUGAGAUGGAGUGCCUCACCUCCAACAUGGCUGCCAUCACGGAGUUCAGUGGUAAAAUAAGCGGCACCCUGCAGGACCGUCGGCAGCACAUCACCAAGCUGUCAGGUGUGCACGUGCUGCUUCGCAAGCUGCAGUUCCUGUUUGAGCUUCCCGCACGCCUGCACAAGUGCAUCGAGCUGGCGGCGUGGGGUCAGGCAGUACGCUACUACAGCAAAGCGCGGGCGGUGCUCCAUCAGUACCAGCACAUGCCUUCCUUUCGUGGCAUCCAAGACGACUGCUCCAGCAUCAUGACCGCGCUCGCGCAUACUCUGCAUGAGCGUUUCCGGGACAGGGAGGCGAGCGCCAAGGAGCUGGCGGAGUGUGUGGACCUGCUGCUGCAGCUCGGGGAGCCGCCAGCGCACCUGUGGGAUGAGUUCCUGUCCCAUGCUCGUGCGCGGCUCUGCUGCGACCUGGAGACAUUGCAGUCCGUGCCCGGAGACGCAGGGAGGAUGCAGCUCGACGCGGGAAACUUUGGGGGCAGCCUUGAGGAAAGUGGCAAUGUCCAAUCUCCACCCACCGACAUCCUGGAGUUUAUUGACCGGGGCUGCAACGGCUUCAUCAGCAACAUGUGCCUGUCAAUCGCCUCCUUCCAGCAACUGUUCAUCAGCCAGUGUAGCGACGGGGACUCGGCACAAGCCCUUGAAAAGCUGCAAGCGUUUGUGAACGAGCUGAUGGAGCGAUACUUUGAGCUGGUGGAGGCACGCGUCAAGGAGGAAAAGAGCCUGGGAGACAAUUCACUGCUGGUGCGGGCGUUGGACCGAUUCCAUCGCCGCCUGCAGGCGCUGUCGCGGUUGCUCCCGGGGCUGGGCGUUGUGGCCGUGGGGAUGGGCAUCGUGGAGAGGUCUGCCCGCGCGCGCCUGCAGCAGUAUGCCCGCGCUCUGGAGGAGUUCCUGGCGGACUGUUUGACGGAUGCACGGCAAGCGCUGGCUGCCCCACGCCUCGUGGGAAAGGACAGCCCCAGCCUGCCCGAGCUGCUGGCCCAGCUCUCCUGUGCCACUCUCAACAAGAUUAAGGCCGUGCUGGCUGAGGUGCAGCUGUUCUGUGCCAAGGACAUCACGUUCUCGGUCAAACCGUACUUCAAGGGCGAGUUCUGCAGCCAGGGAGUGCGGGAGGGGUUGGUCGUGGGCUUCAUACAGCACGUCUGUGCCCUGGGGAAGCACUACAGCGAGGGGAGCCCUGGGGGCCCCGGGGAGCGUGGGGCCACCCCUCCAGCUCUCCUGUUGCUGCUGUCGCGCCUCUGCCUUGACUACGAGACGUCCACCAUCAGUUACAUCCUCACACUGACGGACGAGCAGUUCCUCGUGCAGGACGAGUCCCCGAUGACGUCGGUGUCGGCGCUGUGCGUGCGGGCGCGCGAAGCGGCCACGCGGCUGCUCACGCACUACGUGCGCGUGCAAGGCCUCACGCUGUCCCAGAUGCUGCGCAAGAGCGUGGAGACACGCGACUGGGUCCACUCCAUCGAGCCGCGGAACGUGCGUGCCGUCAUGAAGCGCGUGGUUGAGGACAUCACGGCCAUCGAUGUGCAGGUCGGGUUGCUGUUUGAAGAGGGCGUGCGCAAGGCUCACAGCAGCGACUCCAGCAAGCGCGCAUUCUCCGCUCACAGCAGCUCCCGGCAACUACAGCAACCACCCCCUCGCUACGCGCCCAGCUAUACACCAAGUGCACCCAUGGACACAAGCCUCCUAAGCAACAUUCAGAAGUUGUUUUCUGAACGUGUGGACAUCUUCAGUCCUGUAGAGUUCUCAAAGGUUUCAGUGCUGACAGGCAUCAUCAAAAUCAGCCUGAAGACCUUUCUGGAAUGCGUGCGUCUGCGCACGUUUGGCCGGUUUGGGCUGCAGCAGAUCCAGGUGGAUUGCCACUACCUGCAGCUCUACUUGUGGCGCUUCGUGAGCGAGGAGGCACUGGUUCAUGCCCUUCUCGACGAGGUGCUGGCCAGCACUCUGCAGCGCUGCAUCCAGCCCAUCCCCAUGGAGACCAGCGUCAUCGAAGUCAUCUGUGAAAGGGGCUGAGGCAUGGCCAAAACUAUUAAGCUCCUUUAUCCAGGAAAGUCUCCAACUCUAUUCAGGAGGGUCCAGUCAAGUUUUUGCAGCAGGGAGCAACAUUGCUCUGUGUCACCCAAUUCCAGUGACAGUGUGCUUUUUAGAUAUUUGGGAGAAAACCCAUGCAGACCAAGGGGAGAACAUACAAACUCUACACAGGAGGGUGCCUGAGUCGGGAAUUGAACCCAGGCCCUUCUUGCUGUGAGGUGCGAGUGUUACCAAUGCGCCACAACCCUGUUGCUCUAUUGACUGUUGAACUUCUUUCGCACCGUACAUAGCCAACCGUGCUAAUUGGAGGUGUGAUUGGCACGUUUGAUUAUGAACCGCAUCACUGAGGUUUGCUUGCAGUCUUCUGCAAAUGACGUUAAUAUUUCUAGAGAAUCAAAGUUUGGCUGGACAAUGCAGAGUGUCCCCAAGAAGCCAACUGUAAAUGUACAAAAUCAUUGGUGGUUUGAGCUUCGGUGGGUUCACAAGAGGCUGCUCAGUCUACUGUAAGAGCCACUUUACACAAGUGCCCCCAUGUGCAUCUUUGUAGUUACAUCUCUUUGUAGGACUGCCACAUGGAUUACCAGUUACUAAUCUGUCACCUGAAAAAUAUAAAUGCUUUGGAAUUAAACUGA